AAACAUACUCUAUGUUGUAAAAAAAAACAGAAAAACAAAUACAGGAUGCUAGUAAUAAUACUUUUAUAAGCAUUUGGCUUCUAUGAUGAGGUACCCUAAAAUAUUUACAAGACAAAAUGUCAUGGUUUAAUGAAUACCGUCUGCAGGGCAAAUUCUGUGACGCACUCAUCAAAGUUGAGAAUGUGGAAUACAAAAUCCACAAGGUCAUCAUAAGUGACUGCAGUCCUUAUUUCAUACCUUUCUUUGAAUUCCACUCAUCAACAGAUGCUUCUACCUUUGAUAUGUUUGGCCUGUGUCCUGAUACAAUGCGGCUCAUUAUUGAGUUUGCGUAUACUGGCUCUGUUUCUGUCACAGAGUGCAAUGUAGAGAAGCUAAUGUUGGCAUCAGACAUGCUCAACAUAAUGAGUAUUGUUCAAGUGUGCUCAGACUUCCUUGGCGAGCAACUCAGCCCGGAGAACUCCAUUGGCAUCUGGAAGUUCUCAAAAGUCUGCAGCUGCCCCGAGCUGCAGCUCAGAGCCUCUCACUACAUCUUUCAUCACUUUGAGGAGGUCUUUUCCUGUGAAGAAUUUCUGCACCUCACCAUGCAGGAGCUCAAUGAAAUCUUAGGUAGAGAUGAGCUUAGUGUGAAAAAGGAGGGCACCGUGUUUGAGGCCAUCCUGCACUGGGUUGCGCACAAACCCAAGGAGCGUUGCAAGAACCUUGCAAUGCUCUUUUCCAAGUUCCGUGUUGCCUUGACAAGUGCUCAGUACAUUCACAGUUACGUGUUGACCAAUGAGUUUGUGAGAAGCAAUGCCGAGUGCAUCGAAAUGGUUAGUGAUGCAGUCAAAACCAUACAUCAAAGCAAAUUUUCUGAUGGCACUGUUUUGCGCGAUCCUUUGGCUCGCCCUCGUCUGCCCGGUGCUACACUGUUGGCCAUUGGAGGCUGCAGCGAUGAAAGGUGUUUAGGGGAAAUUGAAGCAUACAAUGUCUGUGCUGACCUGUGGGUCACACUUCCAAACACUUUGACGACUCCACGGGCAGAUCAUGGCACUGCUUUCCUGAAUGGGUAUGUAUACGUUGUUGGUGGAUUUGACGGAGAGGUUUACUGCAUCAGUGUAAGCAGACUGGACCUAGUCAAGCAUACUUGGCAAGAUGUGGCACCAAUGUAUCAUUGUCGUGGCUUGGUGAGCGUAACAGUGUUGAAUGGGUUCAUCUAUGCAAUGGGAGGCUACGAUGGCUACAAUCAAAUAAGAAGUGCGGAGUGCUACAGUCCUGAAAUUGAUGAGUGGAAGUGUAUUGCACCCAUGUGCCAAUGGAGAAGUGAAGCAGGCAGUACUACACUAGAUGAUAAGAUAUACAUUUGCGGGGGAUUUAAAGGUCAAACAUUCCUGCAGACAGCUGAAUGUUACAAUCCAAACACCAAUCAAUGGACUAUGAUCACUCCUAUGAUCAGAAGACGAUGUGAACAUGGUGUUGUUGCUCAUGCAGGCUGUGUCUAUGCAGUUGGUGGUAAUGAUGGCAUCUGCUGUCUCAAUUGCACUGAGGUCUUCAACCCCCAGAACAACACCUGGCAUAUGAUAUCUUCUAUGAAGACACCCCGUAGCAAGUUUGGCCUUGGUGUGAUCAAUGGGCAGAUUUAUGCUGUUGGUGGCCGCACAGGGGCAGGUAUUACCAGUAAAGUUGAGUACUACGACAGUACAAAAGAUGAGUGGUUUCUUGCAUGUGACACAAAGAGGCCCUGCAUUAGCUGCAGCUGCUGUGUGGUGGUCGGAAUACCUAACAUGGCAGAGUAUGUUUACCCACGGAAAAUGAAGAGUAAUAAAAAUGUCUAAAUACAAAACAAAGGCUGCGACGACAAGUUGACCAAUAUUCAAUGGCAAAAUCGGUCAAAGACUCAUGUCUUUGUUUGUAUCCCCAGACAUGCAAUGUCAUGCUAAACAAUAUUAACUUUAGAGACAUCUCACUUUUCCCACAUCAUUGAUGCACUGACAGUACAGCAGAACCUAUGGAAUUGCUGCUUGCAGUAUUUGUUGAAUAUUUGAUAUUUGCUUAUGCAUUCGGAUUGUUGCACUCAAAAUGUUUAUUUUUUAGGAAAGCAAUUUUUUAUUAUAAUAAAUAAAAAAAGUCUUUUGUACAGUUCAAAAGCAGUCGUUUAGAGUAGUUAAUGUCUAGUCCAGUGGUUCCCAAUUAUUUUCUGUCCCCUUUAGCUGAUCUCCUGGUUGCCAGUUACGUAUACUUGAGUUUUCAGUGUAAUCAUAUUUCAGCCAUCACGUGUUGGACGGGUGAAAGAAAUCUGCCUUGCCGACUGAGCUGCCUUUUUUCCCCCUCUCUCUUUGUUUUUCUUCUGUUCAAGCUGCACUUGAUUGGUCAGCUACACCAUGUGCGGUAGUGUCUGUGUUUGCACUGAGCCUGAGGAGAAGGGGUGGGCUUACAAGCAGCAUAGCACAGACACUGAAAGAAAGAAACAAGAGAUAGGGAAAUGAGCGAAGCUGCUGCAAAAACAGAGGUUAAAAAAAUGAGCAAGAGUAGAAACCACAAAGUCUGGAUGAUCCACUGCAAAAGAUUACAAUAAGAGACCGGUCCCUGUGUUAAAUUAAGAUUGCUCUUUGUUUUUUUGUAUUUUAAUUAAAAAAAUAUUUUAUACCAUGUUGAUGUCUUAUUUAUA
This is a messenger RNA of Cynoglossus semilaevis (tongue sole), 2644 nucleotides long. RefSeq names its product kelch-like protein 10. The record is from RefSeq and is a predicted model, not a curated record. NCBI's taxonomy places the organism in Eukaryota, Metazoa, Chordata, Actinopteri, Pleuronectiformes, Cynoglossidae. Gene Ontology annotation, molecular function: protein binding. Bases 117 to 1811 code for a protein of 564 amino acids. The transcript has 5 exons.